CGAGGCCGCCACAUAUGGAUUUUCAUCGUGUUUCUCGUAAAUGUACAACCCCCACAAUGGCUUGAACACUCUGAUCACAUCAUCUCUCACAAGUAGUAGCAAUUCUUUGGUUCGGGUGUUGAACUGACUUUUUCAGCAUUCCAACUCUCCAUCAUCGCGGGCGCCCAGCGUCAACCGCCACAUUGCCAGAGGGUGUCUUGAGACACGAAGCACUCUCCGGACAUAACUGUAUUACCGGCAUCAGCACCACCGGUUCCCCGCCCCUUUUGUGUAACCCACAACGCAGCAGGUUGAAUGCUUAGCGUCCUCGACCAUGUAACGGCCCUCUCUUCCGACUUCCGGCCGCGUCAACAAUAUACGGCAAUCUGUGAAAGAGGCUAGGUGGGGGUCAUUUCUACACGGGUGUUUUCAGUUUGCUUUUCAAGUGAACCUGGCUCCAAUGCAGGCUCAGACUCCAUGUGGAGCUUGAUUGCUGUUUGCUUAUCUCUUCGGACUGGACGUUGGUUUCAUGGAACUGAUCUACCUCACAGUGUAGCUCAGCAGAAGACAGCUUGUCGGGAUCGACCUGUCAUACAGUUUGCUGUCUUACUUGCGUCUGCUGUGAGACACAGCCGAUGCUCUGUCUCGCCCACCUAUAGACAGCAGCCCUAUAGACACAGUGAGUGCAUGUUGGGCGACACAACAGCUCCGGAACAGUCUUUCCGGUGCGGUUUCUGCCAAGAUUAUGUGUAGGGCUGGCGUCCUGGAACUUCAGUCCUUAACGGCGCAAAAUUAGCCCCCUAUCUAAACCCCUGAGGCGGGUGGUAAGAUUCUCUACUAUGGUUUUUGUUCCAAUGAAUUAUAACGAGAGUAGCAGUAAAGUAACUCGGCACAUAUCCAAUGGCAAAAUACGCUGUCACCACCUUGGCAUCAUUCCACAACCCCUUCGCUCACCAUGCGUCUCAUAGUCGCAAUGGUCGCGUUAACAGCCAGCUGAGUGGUCUAUCCGCCAAUGUAUGUUAGCAAAUCUGCACCUCUGAUCACAGACGACCCGUCCAGGAGGGCACUCACCGCCCAGUCAGCCUCCCUCUGUUUCGCUGCCUCUUCACUGCCCGCUUCCAACUCGGGAUGUCGCCACUCAAAAAUAUAAGUGUAGUUCAAAUCCUGAGCUUCAACACCAGGACCCCGGCUCACAGCGUUGAUGAUUGCGCUUCCGUCUGCGCCCACAAAGUCAACACGGCAUGGCUCAAAAAAGUGGCAUGUUUCGACGGCGUUCUCGGCGCCGGCGGGGUGGCCGCCGGGAGCAAAUGUUAUGCGUCGCUUGAGGGAGACGACUGUUUCUCCUUCUUUGGACUCGGAAAGGAUCUCGGUCUUGGUGAUUGCUGGCACGAAAUGUUCUGCGUGUCGGACUUUGCGCUUGAUGCACUCCCAGAUUUGAGAUUGGGUGAGGACUGGGGAGGCGCCGGGGGGGUUUAUUGGGGCGGUGUAGGAGAGGUUGAAGGUUGCCAUUUUCGCUUCAGUAUUGCCUCGAUAUUGAUAACAUCAUGGAUGGCGUGGGUGGGCUGAUGUUGAAGAGCUCUGUUGUAAGCUCUUGUGAUGAAAACCCGAGUUGGUUGAGGGAGGACCCGAGUAAUGAUGAGGGGCUAUUCCAUCAUGAUGGGGGUAUAAGCCAGCAAUGAGCUGUCGGAGCGGAGCAGAGUCUCUACUAAUCUGCACACAUGCAGCGAAUUUGCAUUGUACCUACCUACCAAAACGUUCAUCAUGGAUGUCCUAAAGGGCUUUACUGAUCGAACCGCGAACCUGAGCAGUAUCCUCCUUGCCGUUGGUGCGGGUGUUGUCAUCCUCCGGUUGCUGCACAUCCAUUCCAGGCUCAGUCACAUACCCGGCCCGGCAUCCGCCGCACUCACCGACUUUGUCCGCCGAUCAUGGGUUGCGGCGGGAGAUGUCCAUCAGAAGCAUACUGAUCUGCAUCGUCGCUAUGGCACCGUCGUCCGGGUUGGUCCCAAUGCCGUGCUCAUCUCUCAGCCGGAUGCCAUUGAUAAGAUUUAUGGUUUCAAGGCCAAGUUCCUGAAGUCCGAGUUCUACGACUCGAUAUUACCCCGUAUGAAAGGCGCCAAAAUUCCCGAUGUCUUUGCGACCCGCGACGAGGACCUUCACAGGCGCAUGAGAAGACCAGUUGCUAACCUCUACUCCAUCGCAAACCUGACGAGGUUUGAACCGCUGGUCGUCUCCACCAUCGAGUAUUUCUUUUCCAGACUCGAUGAGAUGUUUACUGACACGGGGCGGGAGUUUAACCUCUCAGACUGGCUGCAACUCUUCACGUUUGACAUCAUGGGCGAGGUUACCUUUUCAAGACGAUUGGGGUUCCUUGAAAAGGGUGGUGAUAUCGAGGGUGUCAUUGAGAAUAACUGGAAAUAUUUCCGAGAUGUGGCCGCGAACACUCAGACACCAUGGCUGGACAAGUUCUGGAAGGACAACCCGCUCAUUCCAGUCUCUGCCAAGAGGAAUCCUCUCGCCGAGUUCGGCGCGGCACGAAUCCAGGAGCGGCUUGCGUUGACAGAGGAAGAGCGUGAAAACAUCAACCAGAAGGACUACCUCUCCGCUUUCAUCCGUGAGGCUGAGAAAGAUCCUACUCUUCCUGAACUUGCCCUCCCCACGUGGACAAACUCCAACAUCCAAGCAGGCGGUGACACCACCAGCAUCAUGGCAAGCGUGGUGCUGUAUCAUCUUCUCAAGAACCCCAAAACGCUGGCUACCUUGCAAAAGGAGAUUGGCAGUGCCGCACGGGAAGGACGUAUCUCCAAGUUGGUGACAUGGAAAGAGUCACAACGGUUGCCAUAUCUCGAUGCUUGCGUCAAAGAAGCGUCGCGCUUACAUCCGCCGAUUGGGUUCCCCUUGGAGCGUAUUGUGCCUCAAAGCGGUUUGGAGGUUGAUGGCUACUUUAUUCCACCAGGAACGAGAGUCUCUAUGAAUCCAUGGGCAGUCCACCGAGAAGUAGGCCUCUACGGAGAUGACCCUGAUGUCUGGCGACCCGAGCGUUGGAUGUGCGGUGAGGAUAAAAAGAGGACUAUGUAUAACUCGCUGUUGACAUUUGGAGCCGGUCACCGCGUGUGUUUGGGCAAGAAUCUUUCGUACUUUGAGGUGUACAAGAUCAUCCCCUCGUUGUUGCAACGGUACGAGUUUGAGCUACUGAACCCCGAGCGAGAGUGGACGCUGGAGACAAAGUGGUUCACGAUGCCUUCGGGAUUCCAUGUUCGUAUUAAGUCUCGGAGAUGAGGUUGGGUGAAAGAUAAGGCGUAGCUCAGGGAUACGUAUGUAAUGAAAUCUGAGGUUGACUACUGCCGCGACUACAAUGUUUGACUCCGAGAAGGUUCAUGACAGUGAUGGUUACAUAUGAGAGAGUCUUGGGGUAGAGACUAUGACUUAGGUACUUUACAUAGCACGUUCCUGACUAUCACUCACAGCG
Podospora bellae-mahoneyi is the source of this 3445-nucleotide messenger RNA. RefSeq lists its product as uncharacterized. Lineage: Eukaryota; Fungi; Ascomycota; Sordariomycetes; Sordariales; Podosporaceae. The transcript is spliced from 7 exons. Gene Ontology annotation, molecular function: iron ion binding; heme binding; oxidoreductase activity, acting on paired donors, with incorporation or reduction of molecular oxygen. The coding region runs from base 1741 to 3255 and encodes 504 amino acids. The record is from RefSeq and is a predicted model, not a curated record.